GUCGUGUCAUCAGUGAGUGACAGUAACAUCAGGUUGUGAUUUGUGAAGGAAGAAAGGGAAGAAAGAAGAAUCAGGAGAAGGAAAUAAUAGUCAACCAUGGCAGGGAGAUUGACUAACGCAGCAUCGAGGAUCUUGGGCGGAAACGGCGUCGUUUAUCGAUCCGUAGCUUCCUCUCUUCGGCUCCGCUCCGGCAUGGGCCUCCCCGUCGGCAAACACUACGUUCCCGACAAACCCCUUCCCAUGAAUGAAGAACUCUUGUGGGACAAUGGCACUGCAUUUCCAGAACCGUGCAUAGAUCGUAUUGCUGACACUGUCGGAAAGUAUGAAGCAUUGGCCUGGCUAUGUGGGGGAUUGAGUUUUUUCGCGUCUCUGGGAUUGUUGGCUGUGUGGAAUGACAAAGCCUCCAAGAUACCAUUUACACCCAAAGUAUAUCCAUAUGACAAUCUGCGAGUGGAGCUUGGUGGUGAACCAUAGUUCAAAAUAAGGGAUCGUGGAGGACUUGCUGAAACCAUCUAAAGGAAUGGAAGAGCCGUAUCUGGUUGUUCUUUUGACCAUUCUCAUGCUUAUGGUGACUAUUGUGAGGAGUGAGCCAGUAUUAUGCUCAUCAUGUGUUUGGAUAUGCAUUAUGAAAUUGAUUUUGAAUCAAUAUGAUUUUAUAAAAUUGAUGUUAAUAUACUCAA
Messenger RNA from Glycine soja, 680 nucleotides. RefSeq names its product NADH dehydrogenase [ubiquinone] 1 beta subcomplex subunit 8, mitochondrial. Lineage: Eukaryota; Viridiplantae; Streptophyta; Magnoliopsida; Fabales; Fabaceae. Bases 97 to 474 code for a protein of 125 amino acids. The record is from RefSeq and is a predicted model, not a curated record. The transcript is spliced from 5 exons.